Molecule: messenger RNA, 978 nt
Organism: Pollicipes pollicipes
Lineage: Eukaryota; Metazoa; Arthropoda; Thecostraca; Pollicipedomorpha; Pollicipedidae
Gene: ND-23
Product: NADH dehydrogenase (ubiquinone) 23 kDa subunit
Exons: 5
Coding region: 138-758 (206 amino acids)
Biological process (GO): mitochondrial respiratory chain complex I assembly; mitochondrial electron transport, NADH to ubiquinone
Cellular component (GO): membrane; respiratory chain complex I
Molecular function (GO): NADH dehydrogenase activity; 4 iron, 4 sulfur cluster binding
Source: RefSeq, a predicted model, not a curated record
CGACGAAAAGGCGAAACGACAUUGCUGUUCAGGACGAGCAGAUGCGAUAGUCCAUAGGUGUUCCCAUAUUUACAUAUAUACCUUACUCGCGUCUCUUUACUUGUAAAGGUUGCUCUCGCUCCCGGUGAGAGUUCGGCAUGUCCUUGGUUCGCUUAUACGCGGUGUCAAGGGCAGGCGGGUCCCGGCUGCGGCAGAUGGCGCGCCCGGCACUAUCCGCCUCGGCCUCCAGCUUCGUGCGCGUGAACGACAAUGACCCCAGCAUGGCCUUCCGUGACGUCACCGACCGGGUGGCCAAGACUAUCUUCUUCACGGAGCUGGCCAGAGGCAUGGCCGUCACACUGGGCAUGAUCUUCAAGGAGCCGGCCACCAUCAACUACCCCUUCGAGAAGGGACCACUGAGUCCACGCUUCCGCGGCGAGCACGCACUGCGCCGCUACCCCAGCGGCGAGGAGCGCUGCAUCGCGUGCAAACUGUGCGAGGCUAUCUGCCCGGCGCAGGCUAUCACCAUUGAGGCUGAGGAGCGCGCCGAUGGCAGCCGCAGGACCACCCGCUACGACAUCGACAUGACCAAGUGCAUCUACUGCGGCUUCUGCCAGGAGGCCUGUCCCGUGGACGCCAUCGUGGAGGGCCCGAACUUCGAGUUCUCCACAGAGACGCACGAAGAGCUGCUGUACAAUAAGGAGAAGCUGCUGAGCAACGGCGACCGGUGGGAGUCGGAGAUAGCGGCCAACAUCGAGGCCGAUUAUCUGUACCGAUGAAGCGCCGCCAGCCAAUAGGGCUGCCGACAGGGCCUGUCCCCCGCCUCGGUCGGAAUGCCCAGGCGUCGCGCCCGACCUCUGGUGGGGGACAGAAGCAGGCCGCGGUACUCAGAAGGGCGAGGCUGUAUUGUGCCAGGCGACGUGCAGCACUCGUAUUUGUUUUGUGUGAUGGACAGUGUACGUGUUGUGAACAGACGAAGUAAACAGACGAGGUAUACAG